CAAGCGAACAGUCGGUCUCGACAACUGUACGACCACCUUUCAUCACAUACAUCUUCUGCCAAUUCAUACAGUACCACGACCAUGGCACAGACUUCACUUCCUUCCCGCGGCGGUUUUGAUCCAAAGGCCGCUGCCGUCUACACUCCUCGCAAAGUUGGAGCCCCACACACUCUUGAGCACAGAAUCUACAUUGAGAAGAAUGGCGUUCCUGUCUCGCCUUUCCACGAUAUCCCUCUGUAUGCCAACGAGCAGCAGACUAUCCUGAACAUGGUCGUUGAGAUCCCACGCUGGACCAAUGCCAAGCAAGAGAUCUCCAAGGACGAGGAGCUCAACCCAAUCAAGCAAGAUACCAAGAAGGGCAAGCUGCGAUUCGUCCGCAACUGCUUCCCACACAAGGGCUACCUCUGGAACUACGGCGCAUUCCCACAGACAUGGGAAGACCCAAAUGUCACUCACCCAGAGACCAAGCAGAAGGGUGACAACGACCCACUUGAUGUCUGCGAGAUUGGUGAACUGGUUGCCAAGCCAGGUGAGGUCAAGCAGGUCAAAGUCCUCGGUGUCAUGGCUCUCCUUGACGAGGGCGAGACCGACUGGAAGAUCAUUGUCAUUGACGUGAACGACCCGCUUGCCCCCAAGCUUAACGAUAUUGAGGAUGUCGAGCGUCACCUUCCAGGCCUUCUCCGCGCUACGAACGAGUGGUUCCGCAUCUACAAGAUCCCAGAUGGCAAGCCAGAGAACCAGUUCGCUUUCUCCGGCGAGUGCAAGAAUAGGAAGUACGCCAUGGAUAUCGUUCGCGAGUGUGCUGAGGCUUGGGAGAAGCUCAUCACUGGAAAGACUCCAAAGGGAGAAAUCAACCUCACCAACGUCUCUGUGCCACACAGCCAGGACCGUGUCGACCCAUCCAAGCUGAACAUUCCAGCUCACGAGGAGAAGGCACCAGCACCAAUUGACCCAUCUAUUGACAAGUGGUUCUACAUUUCUGGAGCUUCUGCGUAAGGCAGAUCUCCGUAGUGUACAGCCAUGCUAAUGUCGUGGAGCAAUAGGUCUUGGUUUUCGCCGGACUUGUUGAGAGAGGUUCUCAAAGCGAUGUUUCCUCACCUAAUCAAAAGAAAAGAAGACUCGGAACGUAUUAAACGUUACAAAAUGCAUGUACUAGAGAUGCGGAUGCGGAAUGAACUUGCAGGUGAUGAUGUUGUCAGUGAUGAUACAAGCAUAGAAAGUGAUCAUGAAAGAAUAGCAUGUCUACCAUGCAAUUUGACAUGAGCGCUGGACCCUCAUGCUAGCAUAUCGGUCGAUAAGUGUCUAUAAUCUUGACCGCCAG
This is a messenger RNA of Pseudocercospora fijiensis CIRAD86, 1321 nucleotides long. RefSeq lists its product as uncharacterized. The record is from RefSeq and is a predicted model, not a curated record. Gene Ontology annotation, biological process: phosphate-containing compound metabolic process. NCBI's taxonomy places the organism in Eukaryota, Fungi, Ascomycota, Dothideomycetes, Mycosphaerellales, Mycosphaerellaceae. The transcript has 4 exons. Gene Ontology annotation, molecular function: magnesium ion binding; inorganic diphosphate phosphatase activity. The coding region runs from base 82 to 996 and encodes 304 amino acids. Gene Ontology annotation, cellular component: cytoplasm; nucleus.